AUGCAGCAAUAUUCCCAGGGGAGUUUUCGCGGCAACUACCGUGGUGGCUCCGCGUUUCGAGGAAACCAGUUCGGCCAAGGCCGAGGUGGCUACAGAGGCAACAGCUUCAAAAGUGCUGCCCAGUGGACUUCCAACACUUCCAGUGCCGGCUCGCGACACCCGGAGGAUGUGAAGUCUCAGCAAUCGACCACCCCCGCUCAGAGCAACAAAUCAGAUGUUGGCGAUAAUGUAGACGUUGGCGAGAACCCUUUUCGCCCGUCCAAAGACCUACAAGUUGAGGACACAACACCCUCCGACAAGGCUAGUGAGAGCAAUGCUCCCCAUCCAAACAGGAUUCCUCCGUCCGGUCCGGCUGCUCAGUCUACAUCGUCGUCGUCGAAGUUCAGCUUUGCGUUUAAGGCAUCUGCAAAGCCCACUCCGACGGCGCCUAAGCCUGAGAUCUCGCAAAAGUUUAACGCCGUCCCUGCGAAGCGAGACGCUUCCCAACAGCGUGACUCCAAGGAUGGGGAUCGUGACCGUGAUCGUGACCGGGAACGGGAACGGGAGCGAGAGAGGGACCGUGAACGUGAUCGCGACCGCGAUCGUGAUCGGGAGCGAGAGAGAACAAGGGUCAAAGUUCGAGAGAGGGACAGAGAAGUUGACAGAGACAUUCUUCGGGGUGCUCCCACCGAGCCCGCUUCCGCCAGAGCUCGCCAGGAGCCGCGGCAUCCCCCUCCAGGCCCGCGGCAGCCGCCUGCUCCCAGAACACGAAAGAUCAAGAAGACCAUGAAGCGCUUAAAGCCAGGACCCAAGCUGCCCGCUGACCUGAUCAAGUCCGACUCGGUAUAUUUCCGCAAACCCGGAAAUGAGUCUGUUGUUGGCUCUGGCACGUAUGGCAAGGUCUUUAAGGCCUUGCACGUUUAUACGAAGGGGUUAGUAGCUUUGAAGCGCAUCCGCAUGGAAGGAGAAAGGGAUGGGUUUCCCGUUACUGCGGUUCGAGAGAUCAAGUUGCUCCAGUCGCUUCGACACACCAACAUCGUCCAGCUUCAAGAGGUCAUGGUCGAGAGGAACGACUGCUUCAUGGUUUUCGAAUACUUGUCUCAUGACCUGACGGGUAUCCUGAACCACCCGUCAUUCACUUUGGAUGCGGCCCAGAGAAAACACAUGGCAAUGCAGCUCUUCGACGGCCUCGACUACCUGCAUAAGAGGGGCGUUCUCCACCGGGACAUCAAAGCUGCUAACAUCCUUGUCAGUAGCGAUGGUAUUCUCAAGUUGGCGGAUUUUGGCCUGGCGCGCUUCUAUGCCAAGAGGCAUCAGCUGGAUUACACCAACCGAGUCAUCACAAUUUGGUAUCGCUCGCCGGAGCUGCUACUUGGUGAGACCCAGUACGGACCUGCUUGCGAUGUCUGGAGUGCUGCAUGCGUCAUGGUUGAGAUAUUCACCCGCCAUGCCAUCUUUCCGGGUGAUGGUAGCGAGAUCAACCAACUGGAUAAGAUCUAUGCGGUGAUGGGCACCCCGAACAAGGCGGAAUGGCCGGGGCUCGUCGACAUGCCGUGGUUCGAGCUGUUGCGUCCUGGGUAUCGACGUGCAAGCACCUUCGCCUCCAAAUACCAGGACAAGAUCCCAGCUGCCGCUUAUAGACUCUUGGCCGCCAUGUUUCGCUAUGACCCCGCAAAGAGGCCAUCGGCUGCAGAGGUUCUGGCGGAUGACUACUUCACCACCGAGGACCCUCCCCCGCGACAGGCUGUAGAGCUUGCCGACUUGGAUGGCGACUGGCACGAGUUCGAGUCCAAGGCGCUGCGACGCGAGAACGAGCGCAAGGAGAAAGAAGCGCGGCGCGCAGCCGCGUCAGCCAAAGAUAGCAGGUCCAGAGAUCGUAAGAGGGAACCCGAAGCUCACGAUGAUCGCGGUGACGCCAAGAGAAUCCACGUCGAGGGAAAGCCGACGGUUCCCACGGAGCGUCCGAGGGCCUAG
This is a messenger RNA of Colletotrichum navitas, 1953 nucleotides long. Its product is annotated as kinase-like domain-containing protein. Gene Ontology annotation, biological process: protein phosphorylation; positive regulation of transcription elongation by RNA polymerase II. The transcript is spliced from 2 exons. Gene Ontology annotation, cellular component: cyclin/CDK positive transcription elongation factor complex; nucleus. Bases 1 to 1953 code for a protein of 650 amino acids. NCBI's taxonomy places the organism in Eukaryota, Fungi, Ascomycota, Sordariomycetes, Glomerellales, Glomerellaceae. The record is from RefSeq and is a predicted model, not a curated record. Gene Ontology annotation, molecular function: RNA polymerase II CTD heptapeptide repeat kinase activity; ATP binding; cyclin binding.